AUGGAGAGGGGCGGGGGCGCCCGGGACCCGCGGCAGCGGCCCCUGGCGGUCACCCGGCGCCGUGCAGCCCGGCGGGAGGGCUCCCGGGAGACGCGCCGCGGAGCAGCUCGGCGGCGCGAAUGCGGCUGGAACAAGCCCUACCCAAAGUCUCGUUUCUGCCACGGGGUCCCUGAUGCCAAGAUUCGCAUCUUUGACCUGGGGCGGAAGAAGGCAAAAGUGGAUGAGUUCCCACUCUGUGGCCACAUGGUAUCAGAUGAAUAUGAGCAGCUCUCCUCCGAAGCCCUGGAGGCUGCCCGUAUUUGUGCCAACAAGUACAUGGUGAAAAGUUGUGGCAAAGAUGGCUUCCACAUCCGAGUGCGGCUCCACACCUUCCAUGUCAUCCGCAUCAACGAGAUGCUGUCCUGUGCUGGGGCCGAUAGGCUCCAGACAGGUAUGCGGGGUGCCUUUGGGAAGCCUCAGGGCACCGUGGCCAGGGUCCACAUUGGCCAUGUCAUUAUGUCCAUCCGCACCAAGCUGCAGAACAAGGAGCAUGUCAUCGAGGCUCUGCGUAGGGCCAAGUUCAAGUUCCCUGGCCGCCAGAAAAUCCAUAUUUCCAAGAAGUGGGGCUUUACCAAGUUUAAUGCAGAUGAGUUUGAAGUCAUGGUAGCUGAAAAGCGGCUCAUCCCAGAUGGCUAUGGUGUCAAAUACAUCCCAAAUCGAGGCCCCCUGGACAAGUGGCGGGCCCUGCACUCAUGAGAGCAGAAGAGCUGCCCCCUUGUUAGUGACACAAAUAAAAACCACAUUCU
Messenger RNA from Talpa occidentalis (Iberian mole), 785 nucleotides. Its product is annotated as 60S ribosomal protein L10-like. The transcript has 2 exons. Lineage: Eukaryota; Metazoa; Chordata; Mammalia; Eulipotyphla; Talpidae. Gene Ontology annotation, biological process: ribosomal large subunit assembly; translation. Gene Ontology annotation, molecular function: structural constituent of ribosome. The coding region runs from base 1 to 735 and encodes 244 amino acids. Gene Ontology annotation, cellular component: ribosome; cytosolic large ribosomal subunit. The record is from RefSeq and is a predicted model, not a curated record.